Stomoxys calcitrans (stable fly) is the source of this 2357-nucleotide messenger RNA. RefSeq lists its product as uncharacterized. Gene Ontology annotation, biological process: spermatogenesis. The record is from RefSeq and is a predicted model, not a curated record. Bases 116 to 2227 code for a protein of 703 amino acids. Lineage: Eukaryota; Metazoa; Arthropoda; Insecta; Diptera; Muscidae. The transcript has 8 exons.
ACUACCGCAAAACAACAGCUGAUUGAUCAAAUCCAAUUUGCAAUGUUCAAAUAAGCAGCGUCCUUACUAUGUUUUAAUAAAUUAAAGGGAAAAUAAUAAAAUAACAAAAGCCAAAAUGGAAAUUGGGUUUUUAAAGGAAGUAAAGGCUAUUCUAAAGUCCCUGGUAAUUUCCUGUCCAGAUAAAAUUACAAUAGAUCAAUUAAACCGUGACUUUCGUGAAGUUGAGGGACAUUUUAUACCAUUUAGAAAAUUGGGCUACAAUAAUUUGGAACAAUUUUUACGAAGUAUACCAGACACGUUGUUGGUCUCCGGUACUGGCCAUUCGGCUCAGGUAUAUUUUGUCAACAAUGAGAAAUCAGCGCAUAUACAUGAAAUGAUUAUGACCCAAAGGAAACCACGACCCAGAGCUAGAGGAAAGUCUAAAGGAAAAGGUGUUGGCACAAAUUUGUACAGAAAUCAGAGCUGUGGUCGCAACAACAACAAGUUUUCUCCAGCUGCCAGCACAAAUCAACGCAUGUACGGCCAACAACUGUCGCCAUUUGAAAUUACCAAAAGAAAUGUAUCGACGAGAAGAGUAACGGCAAGAGAGGUUCCUUUAAAUCUACAAACUAAUAUGCAAAAGUCUGCAGCACUAAACAACAAGGGGGCGGUAAACAACACUCAACUAAACGGAACAAAUGGAUUAGCAGCUGUAAACGUAUUGCCACAACCCAAUGGAAUUCAGCAACAAAUGAUGCAAAUGGCUGCCCAGCUUAUAGCAACGCAAGCUUCCAAUCGUAAUGUAGUGCAACCGCAUACAUUGCCCAGCAUUCAACAGAAAGCCGCAAGCUGCGUGGAUAUAAAUAGAAAAUAUCAGGAAUAUACAAAGCAACUGGCCAGCCUGAUGAGCAGUUCAUGUCAUAUAACUCAACCUUCUAUGAAAUCGGUCUCAUUUGCUCCAGAAAUUCAUAACAACGGUUAUUGUGCUAAUGAUUCAAAGCCCAACGUGCCAUCUGCUGCUCUAACGGGCGUUAUACCACCAAAACCAAAGGCCAAGCUAAUGCAAAAUUUGGAAAAACUAAUUUCGGAAUCUCGGCGGGUGCGAAAUCCUCUUGAUACUCAAGUGGAUCAGCCCAAGACAGGUGCUACUGAGUUGGAAGUAAAGAAGCCUUUAAAAACAUCUCCUAAGCGUUCAGAAAGUCCUGUUAACACUUUCAAAAAGUUAAUGGGCAUUCAUGAGGAGAAUGUUGAAGAUAUUGAUGAAGCUGUGCCAGAAUUUGCUGCCACUAGUCGAGUUUUUCGCCUUGACAUACCUAAACAUACUGUUCCCUAUGGCCGAAAAAUUAGUCCCUGUGAGAUACCCGAAGAUGUUUCAGUUGGCAAUUGCAUGAGAAUUUUUGUUUCUGAGAUUCAUAACCCCUUUAGAUUUUGGUUUCACAUACACAAAGAUCAGCACGAGUUGGAUACUUUAAUGCAUCAAAUCGAACGUUAUUAUAAUGAUCUAAAUCAAAAUGAAUUGAGAAUACCUAUAGCGUGUCUUAAUCCCGGACAGAUAUGUGCUGCCUUGUUCAAUGGCAUGUGGCAUAGAGGGGAAAUUGUGGCCCCGCCCGUCAACAAUACAGUGAAGGUGUCCUUCGUCGAUUAUGGCACCGUAUGCGAAGUCGAUAUUUGUGAUGUUAAAUAUUUAUGCACCUGCUUUUCGCAAUUGCCCGCACAAGCUUUAAGAGGCUGCUUGUCGCACAUUAUUCCACGUGGCUUGCAUUGGAGCCAUGAAGCUACCUUAUAUUUUCUAUCAAUGGUCUCGGAACUGAUGAUCUAUGCCAAGAUAACAGAAAUCGAUAAAGAGAAUUCUGUUUUCUACAUGGUACUGUGUGAUACAAAUAAGGAGGAGGUAUUGCAGAUCAAUAAAGCCUUGGUGGAGAAAAAAUAUGCCUUAUAUAAUGAUGAUUGGCAAGAUACAAAAGUUCAGCAGAAAAAUGGAAAACGCACACACCACCCCCGUGAAGACUUUCCUACGUUCUCUAUGCUUGAAUCGGGAGAAUAUCCAAGCUUUAUGGAAUUAUUUGGACUGCAAGAGCGUGGCAUUGACUACGAGCUUAUCUAUGAUCGCAUAUUAGUUAACAAAUCUGCUAUUUUGAAUAUACAGGAAAAUGUUCCAGAACCCAUCAGUAAAUUGCCAUUUUUUCUCUUAACCAAUAAUCCCUUUCGGUCGGAUAUUGUUUUGGAACUUACGACAAAGCCCUCUUAACGAUUGACUAGCUGAAACGUCGAAAUAGGCUUUGAUGCCGCUUAGUAUAUUUGGUCUCAUACUUAUAAGAAGAAAACUUAAACUGUUGAAUGUAUUAUAGAUAAACUAAUUUGGAGUGGAAAUAUGUGAA